AUGCCAUACAGCCUCCUUGCUGCAGGGAAGGAACAGUGGGAGGCGUCUCCGGGGCCCUGGAGAAGGGGGCAGAGGGGGCCCACAGCCUCCCCCCUGAGCUUGGGGCUGGAGGGGUCGUCGGAGGUCCAGCUGGCACUAGAGACGGUUAUCCAGACACUGGAGAGCAGUGUCCUGGGGCCAGUCCAGGAGAAGGGCCUGAGCGUGCAGGACCCGGCCCAGGACUGUCAGCCCGCUUGCCUGCCCGCCCGCGUCAGGGAGAUUGUCACCCGCAACUUCUCCCGGCCUGAGAGCCCAGCCCUGCUGCCGCCCACAGAGAUGGCAUCGAUGCUGUCGCUGCAGGAGGAGAACCAGCUGCUGCAGCAGGAGCUGUCCCGCGUGGAGGACCUGCUGGCCCAGAGCCGAGCCGAGCGCGACGAGCUGGCCAUCAAGUACAAUGCAGUCAGCGAGAGGCUGGAGCAGGCUGUGCGAUUGGAGUCUGGGGAGCUGGAAACACAAGAGCCCAGGGGGCUGGCACGGCAGAGCGCGGAGCUGCGGAGGCAGCUGCAGGAGGAGCAGGCCUCCUACCGGCGCAAGCUGCAGGCCUACCAGGAGGGCCAGCAGCGGCAGGCCCAGCUCGUGCAGCGGCUGCAGGUCAAGAUCCUCCAGUACAAGAAGAAGUGCUCGGAGCUGGAGCAGCAGCUGCUGGAGAGGUCCACGGAGCUGGAGCAGCGGCGGCUCAGGGACACGGAGCACAGCCAGGACCUGGAGAGCGCCCUCAUCCGCCUGGAGGAGGAGCAGCAGAGGAGCGCCAGCCUGGCCCAGGUGAACGCUAUGCUCCGAGAGCAGCUGGACCAGGCGAGCUCGGCCAACCAGGCUCUGAGUGAGGACAUCCGUAAGGUGACCAGCGACUGGACACGGAGCUGCAAGGAGCUGGAGCAGCGGGAGGCGGCGUGGAGGCGCGAGGAGGAGUCCUUCAACACCUACUUCAGCAGCGAGCACAGCCGCCUGCUCCUUCUCUGGAGGCAGGUGGUGGGAUUCCGACAGCUGGUCAGCGAGGUGAAGAUGUCCACCGAGAGGGACCUGCUGCAGCUGGGAGGGGAGCUGGCCCGGACCUCACGAGCCAUCCAGGAGGCAGGCCUGGGGCUGAGCGCAGGCCUGCAGCUGGCCGAGAGCCGGGCCGAGGCGGCCCUGGAGAAGCAGGCGCUGCUGCAGGCCCAGCUGGAGACUCAGCUGCGGGACAAGGAGCUCCAGGAGAAGGACCUGGCCCGGCUGCAGGUGCAAAACAGCCUGGACAAGGCUGACCUCAGCGCCAGGGUGAAGGAGCUGGCCCUGACAGUGGAGCGCCUUCAGAACCAGAAUCUGGAGAAGGAUCAGGUCAACAAGGCCCUCACCGAGAAGCUCGAGGCCCUGGAAUCCCUGCGGCUCCAGGAGCAGGCGGCCCUGGAGACAGAGGAUGGAGAGGGGCUGCAGCAGACCCUGAGGGACCUGGCACAGGCGGUCCUGUCGGACAUGGAGAGCGGCGUCCAGCUAAGCGGCUCCGAGCACACGGCGGACGCGUCGGACGGCAGCCUGCGGGGGCUCUCGGGCCCCCGGACCCCGUCCCCGCCGCGGCGCUCCUCGCCCGGCCGCGGCCGUUCCCCGCGCCGAGGCCCGUCCCCGGCCUGCUCCGACUCCUCCACGCUCGCCCUGAUCCACUCCGCCCUGCACAAGCGCCAGCUGCAGAUCCAGGACAUGCGUGGGCGCUAUGAGGCCAGCCAGGACCUGCUGGGCACCCUGCGGAAGCAGCUUAGUGACAGCGAGGGUGAGCGCCGUGCCCUAGAGGACCAGCUGCAGCGUCUGCGGGACAAGACCGACGAGGCCACCCAGGCCCAGGAGGAUGCCCAGCGCGAGGCCCAGCGUCUGCGGGGUGCCAUCGACCUCCUGAGCAGGGAGAAGGACAGCCUGGCCCACAGCCUGCAGGCGGCCCAGGAGCAGGCCGAGGAGCUACGGCAGGAGCGGGAGAAGCUGCAGGUGACCCAGGAGGAGCUGCGGCGCCAGCGGGACCUGCUGGAGGAGGAGCGGGAGGACACGGCGCAGGACGGCGCGAGGACGCGCAGGGAGCUCGAGCGCAGCCACAGACAGCUCGAGCAGCUGGAGGAGAAGCGCUCAGGGCUGGCGAAGGAGCUGGUGGAGGUGAAGGAGGCGCUGGGCUGUGCCACGCUGCAGCGGGACGUGCUGCAGGCCGAGAAGGCCGAGGUGGCCGAGGCGCUGACCAAGGCCGAGGCUGGCCGCGUGGAGCUGGAGCUCUCAGUAACCAAGCUGAGGGCCGAAGAGGCCUCCCUGCGGGACUCCUUGUCCAAGCUGAGCGCCCUCAACGAGAGCCUCGCCCAGGACAAGCUGGGUCUGAACCGCCUCGUCGCCCAGCUGGAGGAGGAGAAGGCAGCCCUGCUGGGCCGGCAGCGGCAGGUGCAGCAGGAGGCCGCCUUGGCGCGGGGGGCGCAGGAGCGGCUGGAGCAGCUGCGGCUGGAGCAGGAGGUGGAGCGGCAGGGCCUGGAGGGCUCCCUGCGGGUGGCGGAGCAGGCCCGGGAGAGCCUGGAGCACCAGCUCCCCGCGCUGCGCCAGGAGCGCGGCCGGCUGCAGGAGCAGCUGGCCCAGCUCUCCCGGCAGCUGAGCGGGCGGGAGCAGGAGCUGGAGCAGGCGCGGCGGGAGACGCAACGGCAGGUGGAGGCGCUGGAGCGGGCGGCCCGGGAGAAGGAGGCACUGGCCAAGGAGCGGGCCGGCCUGGCCGUGCAGCUGGCAGCAGCUGAGCGAGAAGGGCGGACCCUCUCGGAGGAGGCCACGCGCCUGCGCUUGGAGAAGGAAGCCCUGGAGAGCAGCCUGUUUGAGGUGCAGCGGCAGCUGGCCCAGCUCGAGGCCCGCCGGGAGCAGCUAGAAGCUGAGGGGCAGGCCCUGCUGCUGGCCAAGGAGACCCUGACUGGGGAGCUGGCGGGCCUGCGGCAGCAGAUGACAACUGCAGAGGAGAAGGCGGCUCUGGACAAGGAGCUGAUGGCCCAGAAGCUGGUGCAGGCUGAGCGGGAGGCCCAGGCCUCUAUGCGGGAGCAGCGGGCAGCCCAUGAGGAGGACUUGCAGCGACUCCAGCGAGAGAAGGAGGCGGCAUGGCGGGAGCUGGAGGUAGAGCGGGCCCAGCUGCAGAGCCAGCUGCAGCAGGAGCGGGAGGAGCUGCUGGCCCGGCUGGAGGCCGAGAAGGAAGAGCUGAGCGAGGAGAUCGCGGCCCUGCAGCAGGAGCGGGAUGAGGGCCUCCUCCUGGCCGAGAGCGAGAAGCAGCAGGCCCUGUCCCUGAAGGAGUCCGAGAAGACGGCGCUGUCGGAGAAGCUCAUGGGCACACGGCACAGCCUGGCUACCAUCUCCCUGGAGAUGGAGCGGCAGAAGCGAGAUGCUCAGAGCCGGCAGGAGCAGGACCGGAGCACCGUGCACGCCCUGACGUCCGAGCUGCGGGACCUGCGGGCCCGGCUGGAGGAGGCCACCGCGGCCCAUGCCCAGGAGGUGAAGAGGCUGCACGAGCAGGCCCAAGACCUGGGCAGGCAGCGGGAAUCCUGUGUGCGCGAGGCAGAAGAGCUUCGGACGCAGCUGCGCCUGCUGGAGGACGCCCGCGACGGGCUGCGGCGGGAGCUGCUGGAGGCCCAGCGCAGGGUGCGCGAGAGCCAGGACGGCCGCGAGGCCCAGCGCCAGGAGGCGGGCGAGCUGCGGCGCAGCCUGAGCGAGGGGGCCAAGGAGCGCGAGGCCCUGCAGCGGUCCAAUGAGGAGCUGCGGGCCGCCGUCAAGAAGGCGGAGAGCGAGCGCGUCAGCCUGAAACUUGCCAACGAGGACAAGGAGCAGAAGCUGGCGCUCCUCGAGGAGGCCCGGGCGGCCGUGGGGAAGGAGGUAGGGGAGCUGCGCGCUGGGCUGCAGGAGGUGGAGCGCUCGCGGCUGGAGGCCCGGAGGGAGCUGCAGGAGCUCCGGCGGCAGAUGAAGACGCUGGACAGUGAGAACGCCAGGCUGGGCCGGGAGCUGGUGGAGCUGCAGGGCCGCCUGGCGCUGGGCGAGCGGGCAGAAAAGGAGGGCCGCCGGGAGGCGCUGGGCCUCCGCCAGAAGCUGCUGAAGGGCGAGGCCAGCCUGGAGGCCGUGCGGCAGGAGCUCCAGGGAGCCCAUCGGAAGCUGCAGGAGCAAGAGGGCGAGUUCCGGGCCCGCGAGCGAAGCCUGCUGGGCUCCCUGGAGGAGGCGCGCGGCGCCGAGAAGCAGCAGCUGGACCACGCCCGCGGGCUGGAGCUGAAGCUGGAGGCGGUGCGGGCCGAGGCCGCGGAGCUGGGGCUGCGGCUGAGCGCGGCCGAGGGCCGGGCGCAAGGCCUGGAGGCCGAGCUGACAGAUACACACCCGCCCGACCCCUUCCAGAAACCCCUUCAGAAGAGAUGCUCCCAAGGGGACCCUGUUUGUGCUGUGGGAAGCUCACAUGGGUUGCUGGUUACAGCAGGAUGUGUGAGCUGCAUUAGGAGCCUGCAGGCAGCAUCCAGGCAGGAGAGGCCAGUAGCUCCUGCACCCCUGAACACAUCUCCUCCUCCAGGAAGUGGGGAAGGGCUCAGCAGCCCCAGCCCCUUGGAAUGCAGCCCUGGGUCCGAGCCACCAUCCCCAGGACCUGCCACCUCUCCGGCGUCUCCAGACCUGGACCCGGAGGCGGUGCGGGGGGCCCUCCGGGAAUUCCUGCAGGAGCUGCGGAGCGCCCAGAGAGAACGGGACGAGCUUCGGGCCCAGAUGAGUGCCCUGAGUCGCCAGCUGGUGGACUUGGAGGCUGAGAGGGACGGUGCAGCCUCACGGGCACGGCAGCUGCAGAAGGCUGUGGCCGAGAGUGAGGAAGCCCGGCGCAGUGUGGAUGGGCGGCUGAGCGGGGUCCAGGCGGAGCUGGCACUGCAGGAGGAGAGCGUGCGGCGCAGCGAGCGGGAGCGCCGGGCCGCGCUGGACCAGGUGGCCACCCUGGAGAGGAGCCUGCAGGCCACCGAGAGUGAGCUCCGGGCCAGCCAGGAGAAGAUCAACAAGAUGAAGGCCAACGAGGUAAAGCUGGAGAGCGACAAGCGGCGCCUGAAGGAGGUGCUGGAUGCCUCCGAGAGCCGCACCAUCAAGCUCGAGCUGCAGCGGCGCUCGCUCGAGGGGGAGCUGCAGCGCAGCCGCCUGGGCCUGAGCGACCGUGAGGCCCAGGCCCAGGCCCUCCAGGACCGGGUGGACUCCCUGCAGAGACAGGUGGCAGACAGUGAGGUGAAGGCAGGGACUCUGCAGCUGACAGUGGAUCGGCUGAACGGGGCCCUGGCCAAGGUGGAGGAGAGCGAGGGGGCCCUGCGGGACAAGGUACAAGGCCUGACGGAGGCCCUGGCCCAGAACAGCGCCAGCCUCACCAGCGCCCAGGACAAGAGCCUGCGCCUGCAGAAGGCCCUGACCGCCUGUGAACAUGACCGCCAAGUGCUCCAGGAACGGCUGGAGGCCGCUCGGCAGGCAUUAUCCGAGGCGCGGAAGCAGAGCGUCUCCCUGGGCGAGCAGGUGCAGACGAUGGGGGGCGAGCUGGCGGACCUGGAGCUGCAGCGGGCGGAGGCCGAGGGGCGGCUGCAACAGCUGCAGGAGGUGCUGCGGCAACGACAAGAGAAUGAGGCUGUGACGCUGCACACGGUCCAGAAGCUGCAGGACGAGCGGCGGCUGCUGCAGGAGCGCCUGGGCAGCCUGCAGCGGGCCCUGGCUCAGCUGGAGGCCGAGAAGCGGGAGGCAGAGCGGUCAGCCUUGCGGCUGGAGAAGGACAGGGUGGCCCUCAAGAAGACGCUGGACAAGGUGGAGCGGGAGAAGCUUCGCAACCACGAGGACACAGUGCGGCUGAGUGCGGAGAAGGGUCGCCUGGACCGCACCCUCACAGGGGCUGAGCUGCAGCUGGCCGAGGCCCAGAGGCAGAUCCAGCUGCUGGAGGCCCAGGUGGUGACGCUGGGGCAGGACCAUAGCCCAGCCCGGCUGGAGGCUGAUGAGCAGCAACGGCAGGAGCUGCAGCAGGAAGUGGAGCGCCUGCGCAGUGCCCAGGUGCAGACGGAGCGCACGCUGGAGGCGCGGGAGCGGGCCCACCGGCAGAGGGUGCGUGGGCUGGAGGAGCAGGUGUCCACGUUGAAGGGACAGCUGCAGCAAGAGCUUCGAAGGAGCUCAGCAUCCUUCUCCCCGCCCUCCGGCCCCCCCGAGAAAUGAGCCCCUUCCCAGUUGGCAUCCUGGAAAGCAGCCCCCAGAGGGCCUCCUCUCCAGCGCAGUCCACCCAGCGCCUGGGGCCGUCGGGGCCUCCAGAGCCCUGCUGGGGGCUAGGAGGAGCCGGGAUGGGGGUGCUGAGGGGCCAGGACUCCAGCGCCAGGCCAGACCCUGGAGGCACUUCCCAGCACCACGAGCCGCCCGCCCCCUGUGGGCCCACCUCAGUCUAGCGGCCUGCCCC
Ceratotherium simum simum (southern white rhinoceros) is the source of this 6436-nucleotide messenger RNA. NCBI's taxonomy places the organism in Eukaryota, Metazoa, Chordata, Mammalia, Perissodactyla, Rhinocerotidae. The record is from RefSeq and is a predicted model, not a curated record.